GCUGCCGUUGUCGGUUCGCUGAAGUUUUAUCAAGCCAGCAAAGUGCGUUCCAAAACAUCUGCAAAUUUAUCUCUUGAAUAGUUCUUAAACAAAGUGUGCGGUGUUUGUUAUUUCUUUGUGGGUGAUUUCACCAUCGCUCUGCUCUGCGAGCGCUAAGUAACCGUGAAAAAAUCAUCAACUUGAGCUGCACUAUUGUUCGUUGUUAGUUGGUGCAAAACGUGAGUGUGUGAUUCGAGUCUCGGGUGGGAGAGCUAAAUAAACAACACAGUGAUUUUAGAAAAUUGUUGUUAUCAAACGUUCAGAAUGAAAGUUUGUGUUGAAUGAAGUGAAUUUUUGAAGAGUGUUCGCUAGUGAUUUUUGGAUAAAGUGUUACUUACGAUCGAUAUUUUUUUUGUUCGGCCUUAUAUAAAACCUGCUGAAUUACAUUAUAAUCAGUAGUAUAGUUGUGUGUAUUUGUUAAAAAAGGGUAGUGUCAGUGUUCUCACUCGUGGAAUAGUGGAUAUCUUGGAGAUAUCUUGGAUUACCAUAGCAAUAGCUCUCCAAUACACGUCAUAGCAUCUGCUGUGACGAGCCUCCCUCUGCAUAUCCCAAGGAAACAGACACACUAAAAUCAAGGAGAAGAUUAUUUCCAUGCACAGUAAGGCCAGAUACGAGUCGGCGAAAGGUUUACUGAAGCUGUUAAAGUUGUCCGACACGAUGCUGUUACUGAGCAGAUGAGAAACAAACGUUGCUCUGAAACUGCAGCAGAACUUACAUCCUGCAAGGCCAGAUGUAUAUUAUUCUAGAAUAACGUGACCCCCCGUGUACAUCGUCUGAAUUUACUCCAAAGUCAGUUCUAGUGUCGUCAGUUGUGAAAAUACACAACACUGCACCCCACGGCGUUCAAUUGAUCGUUCGAGCGGGGGACUGGCAUUUGCACAGACCGGGACAGUUUAAAAAGGCCAUCGUGAUCGUACUACCGGGUACGAUCGGACACAAUUGUGGUUGAUUGUGGGGCCGCCAUUCGUUAUUGUCGCUCAUUUACCGUUUGGGUCGAACCAUUAGAAGCAGAACGUGUGCUGCGGGGUUUCUGUCCCACUGAUACACAGAACGUUUGGCAGAUUCUGCGGCAAAGUGCAAAAAAGUUAGAAGAAGCGGAAAAUAAAUACACAACACUGAAAAAAUGUCACAUCACAGCGACGAUCAGCUGCUGCAGGCCGGCAGUGAUUCUUUUUGGGAGCUGAACAAUUACAAACGCACCACCAAGCGGAUAGAGGACGGUUACAAAUUGUGUACGGAGCUGCAAACUUUGAUUCAGGAGCGUGCCGAAAUUGAAAAAGCAUAUGCCAAAAAUUUGAAAGCAUGGUCAAAGAAAUGGGGCGAAUUGAUUGAGAAAGGACCGGAGUAUGGUACGACAGAAGCGGCCUGGAAGGGAAUGCUCACGGAGGCAGAACGUUUGUCCGACCUGCAUCUUAAGAUUAAGGCAAGCCUUUGUACCGAUGUAACACUUCAGAUUAAAGAAUGGCAAAAGGAUAGCUAUCACAAGUCGAUGAUGCAAAUUAAGGAGCGCAAAGAAAUGGAAGAUCAAUUCAAGCGAGCACAGAAACCAUGGGCCAAAUUGCUAGGCAGUGCGGAAAAAGCGAAAGCAGAUUAUCACGCGGCAUGCAAAAUGGAAAAAUCCGCCACCAAUCAGGAACGAAAUGCCUCCAGCGAUUCUUCGAUGUCAAAUGAUCAGCUAAAAAAGAUGCAAGAAAGAGUACAGAAGCUUAAGGACGACGUAGCCAAGAGCCGCGAUCGAUACGAACAAACGCUUAACGAGAUCAAAGAGUACAAUCCCGUGUAUAUUGAAAGCAUGACGAACGUUUUCCGAAAGUGCCAAGAAAUGGAGGAAACUCGGUUGUGUUUCUUCAAGAAUGUACUGUUCUCGAUACAUAAAUGUUUGAACAUUUCCGAAGAUCCGAGUUUGCCGCAAAUCUACAAAGAAUUCCACCAUACGAUCAACAACGCCGACCACCAGAAGGAUCUGAAGUGGUGGUCUAAUAAUCACGGCGUCAACAUGGGUAUGAGCUGGCCAACGUUCGUGGAGUACACGGAAGAGUUCCGCGACAUUGCGAAGGGCAUCAAAUCCAAAGAAGCUUUACCCGCAGCGCCGAUCACGCUCAUUCAUCAGCGACCCGUGGCCGAAGAUUUGCAUGAAUAUCCGCCACCACCGCCAGCUAACAACAAUCGGCUACUUGGAGGUGGCAAUCGGAACAGUACGGCCCUUAGUAUUACCAAUUCGACUGGCAACAAUCGCACCACCUCGACACCGAAUAAUGAUUCACCCAAAUCGGAAACGGCUUCAACGAAAAAUGAACCAGCCACUACACCUUCCCGAACAUCGCCAGGGCGCGCUGCCCCACCCGGAGGAGCGGUCGUUACCAAUGGUAACUCUGGAACGAAUGGUAAAGCGAACGAUAGCAAUCCUUUCGAAGAGGAAGAAGAAUGGGAUGAGGGUGAUGGUAACGAUAAUCUGCUGGUGGACAAUGGUGAACCUGGCGUACCGGUGAAGGCACUUUACGACUACGAAGGCGCGGAAAGUGAUGAGCUCACGUUCAAACAGGGUGAUUUAUUCGAAAAGCUAGAAGACGAAGAUGAACAAGGCUGGUGUAAAGGACGAAAGGACGGGCGAGUAGGACUGUACCCAGCCAACUACGUGGAAGUGGUAGCGACGUAAGCGUUCGAGGGGUAACUUUUACAGGAAGUGGGAAAACGUCAAAAGGGUAAAACCUUCCAUUCGAAGGCAGUUAAUGAUGUACAACGGUUAACGUAUGAUAAGUGCACGUAGUCAAACUGACGUACAAGCUGCUGCAAUGUCGG
This is a messenger RNA of Anopheles moucheti, 2838 nucleotides long. RefSeq names its product protein kinase C and casein kinase substrate in neurons protein 1 (gene Synd). The transcript is spliced from 12 exons. Lineage: Eukaryota; Metazoa; Arthropoda; Insecta; Diptera; Culicidae. Gene Ontology annotation, molecular function: phospholipid binding; protein binding. The record is from RefSeq and is a predicted model, not a curated record. The coding region runs from base 1163 to 2695 and encodes 510 amino acids. Gene Ontology annotation, cellular component: plasma membrane; cytoplasm; endosome. Gene Ontology annotation, biological process: plasma membrane tubulation; cytoskeleton organization; regulation of endocytosis.